This is a messenger RNA of Humulus lupulus (European hop), 771 nucleotides long. RefSeq lists its product as uncharacterized. The transcript has a single exon. NCBI's taxonomy places the organism in Eukaryota, Viridiplantae, Streptophyta, Magnoliopsida, Rosales, Cannabaceae. The record is from RefSeq and is a predicted model, not a curated record. Bases 1 to 771 code for a protein of 256 amino acids.
AUGGAAUAUCUGUCUAGGCUGCUUCAAUUUGGAGCGAUGCAACCUGCAUUUCGGUUCCACCCAAUGUGUAAAAGUCUCAAAAUCAUCAAUUUAUGCUUUGCUGAUGAUUUAGUGAUUUUUUGCAAAGCAAACUAUGAUUCUGUUCAGAUUAUUAAGCAGAUGUUUGAUGAAUUUUGUAAUAGUUCGGGAAUGAAGGCUAAUCUCAACAAGUCUCAAGUUUUCUUUGGUGGCAUCUCGGCUCAAGACAAAUCUCAGUUACAGGAAGUGCUUCAUCUUGAGGAAGGCUCAUUCCCUCUCAAAUAUCUGGGGAUCCCUAUGCGGCCUACUAAAUGGAAAGAGGCUGACUGUGGUGAAAUUUUGAAAAAAAUUAAGCUCCGUCUUCACACUUGGUCUAGUAGACAUCUAUCUUAUGCAGGAAGGGUUCAACUUAUUACCUCUGUUCUUCUUGGGCUGCGUAACUAUUGGAUGAAUAUCUUUUUAUUGCCCCAAAGUGUCAUUAAAGAAGUUGACAAGUUAUGUAUGUGGUUUCUUUGGGGACACAAUGGGACUAGGAGUAAUUUUCACCUCACUGCUUGGUCUACAGUGUGUUUGCCGAAAACCCUUGGAGGAUUGGGGUUUGGUGAAGGUUCUAAAUGGAACAAGGCCAUGCUUGGGAAGUAUAUCUGGGCAAUAAACCAUCAACAAGAGACUUUGAGGGUCAAAUGGAUUCAUACGGUGUACUUAAAAGGGACUGAUUUCUGGCUCUACCAGCUCAAAACAGACACUAGCUAG